AUGAUGGGACAAACACCUCCAAGACAGUUUUCGACGUCUACAGAGCGUUCUUUGAUGCUUGUUUUUCAUUGUAUCUUAGUUGAACUGUUUUCCAUAGUUGUUAUCCUUCUUUUCGCAAGCAGUAUGCAAAAUAGACAAGAUAAGAUAUAUCUCGGCGUUGAAGAAAUGUCAUUUGUCUCAAAUGUCUCAUCUUUAAUCACUGUUACAGGUGGUUUAGUGGCUUUAAAGGUCGGAAAUGAGUCCAGAUACAGCAAAGAAGUAGAUUCAAUGCUCCUGGAUGUAUAUAAUGACCUUUUAGUCGUUAAAUCAAUCUUAUUCAUGGAAAAUAUCUCAGAAUACUACACAGCUGAGUAUAUUUUCAGGGAGAGAUCAAGUACAUUCCACUCUCUUGCAGGAGCAAUUAACAGUUUAUGUAUGAAUUUGCAGGUAUUCAUAAAUUCAAACUCAACUUAUGAAUUUAAUGACUCGCUCGUACAAGAAAUAUUUACUGCUCUCAAUUGUGCAUGGUACAUGGUCGUUCCAACCCAAAUCAACAUGAUUGUUGACGACAAACAGAUUUGCAGUGGGUCAGUAUGA
Trichomonas vaginalis G3 is the source of this 576-nucleotide messenger RNA. RefSeq lists its product as uncharacterized. The coding region runs from base 1 to 576 and encodes 191 amino acids. The record is from RefSeq and is a predicted model, not a curated record. Lineage: Eukaryota; Parabasalia; Trichomonadida; Trichomonadidae. The transcript has a single exon.